Molecule: messenger RNA, 5498 nt
Organism: Anneissia japonica
Lineage: Eukaryota; Metazoa; Echinodermata; Crinoidea; Comatulida; Comatulidae
Product: transient receptor potential cation channel subfamily A member 1 homolog
Exons: 25
Coding region: 365-4099 (1244 amino acids)
Biological process (GO): transmembrane transport; monoatomic ion transport
Cellular component (GO): membrane
Molecular function (GO): protein binding; monoatomic ion channel activity
Source: RefSeq, a predicted model, not a curated record
GUUGUUGUGGUAUUGACGUAAAAAGUGCACUAAGCAGAAGAGUUUAUUGGAUCGGCGGUUCUAUCGGAAUUCAAUGAUAAUAGUUUAUCAGCAAUUUAUCAGUGACCCCUAAAACCUGGCGGCCGAAGAGAUUAUUAGUAAGAGUUACCUAGCGUGUACUAAAGAGGGUGAGGUUGUCGAUGAAAAACCACCUUUUAUCGCGUUUCCAGAACACAUAGCAGAGACGUUUGCCUCUUCAGGUGACAGCACUUCUGCAGAUGAGAGUCGCCGAAGUACUCCUAAAAAAAUAGGAUCAGCAUCAAGUCCAGGCUGUGUCAAAGUAGGUUUUUCGAAUAAAGUUAGCCCAAGCCCCGAGUCAUUUGACAUGUCAAGGAAUGGUGGGUUCGAGGAGGUCGAGGGCGUUCAACUGCGGGACAUAAGGAGGAGGGAUUCGAUUGACAGUGACGAAAUGACAGAUCGGAAAGGGGUUCCACGGAAACAAGCGCGCCCAAACAGCUCUAGUGGUGGACGAGAUUACGAAGCGGUUCCUUCGAAUGGUGGUGGGCCAUACGACCCAGCCGCAUCACUCAAGAGAUGGGAAAGUGCUGAAGAUGUCGGAAUCACUAUUCAUCAGGCUGCACGAGAUGGUGAUGUUGGCGUUAUGGAGAGAUUGCUCCAGCAGCUUUCGACCAAUAAGAAAAGGAAGAUAAAUGCACUUGAUGAAAAUAACCAAACAGCGCUUCACUAUGCAGCUCGUUAUAAUCACUUACCCAUCGUUACACUUCUCGUGUCUAAUGGUGCCAACCUUCAUAAGCCAGGAGAUGAUGAUUUGACAGCGUUACACUUCGCUGCUCGUUACAAACGAACUCGUGUCUCUGAAGCACGUUCAGAUGGUGAAUUGUCAAAUGACUCUCAGCAGUAUGUUGAUAUAGAAGUUGAUGAUGGAAUUGGUGGGCGGGUUUCUAGUGUUAUUGAGUAUCUUGAGAAAAAGGGAGCAGACGUGAAUGUAAAAGACAUAUAUGGGUCGACGCCCCUUCAUUUUGCCGCAAUGCGUGGCAAUGAGGUGGCCGCAGCGGACCUCUUGCAGUGUAAACAGAUCAACAUCGAGGCUGUUGAUAAGCAGCAGUUGACACCACUUCACAACGCCUGUAUCCAUGGUGUUAAAGAGGUCGCUGAGCUGCUGAUUUCUGCUGGUGCCAACAUCAGAUGCAAGGAUGAAGACGAUUCCACACCACUUCACUUUGCUUGCACUGAGGGGCACGAGGAACUUGUUAAACUCUUGUUUGCUGCAGCUAAGAAGCAAGGAUGUAUCAGUGAGAUGCUUCGAGAUGUGGACAAUGAAGAUAAUACACCUCUCCACCUGGCAGUUGAUAGUGGACAUGAGGGUGUCGUUGAUUUGUGUCUCUCAGAAAAUGCUAAUGUGAACUGUCGUCGGAAGGAUCAGGACACGCCUCUUCACUCAGCAGCUGUUGCCGGGAACCCUGAUAUUGUCAAGAAAUUGCUAGCCCACAAUGCACGUAUUGAUGCUGUAAACAAGGAUCAUGCUACAGCCCUACAUCGCGCCUGUCAGUUCAACCGUUCACAAGUGGUCGAGUAUCUGAUCGAGAAGAGAGCAAGAAUUGAGCGCAAAGAUAAGGAUAACUUCACACCCUUACUAAUAGCUGCAUGCUAUGGCCAUGCCACUACCAUUGAAAUCCUUUUAAAAUAUAAAGCUAAAAUAACUGCAACUGACAAACAGGAAAAGAGCGUGUUUUAUUUAGCAGCUGAAGAGGAGCAUUACGAGGCACUUCAGGCGUUACUUAAGCACCCAAGGGCCAAAAGUCUACUGGAAGAUAGUGAUCGCUAUGACAAUGGCCCACUCCAUAUUGCUGCUAAAUUUGGAUACUUGCAAAUUGUUAAGCUGCUUAUUGAGAAUGGAGCUGAUAUUGAUGCUAAGAAUGAGGAGGAACAAACACCAGCUCAUUUAGCAGCCUUGUACGGUAAAUACAGGACAGUAAAGGAACUUGUAAAUCAUGAUCCAACAGUGGUUGAUGAUGAGGAUGAGUAUUCAAACACACCUCUGCAUCUUGCAUCCCAAGAGGGACAUUUCAAAGUAGUGCAAGUCCUCAUUGCUGCUGGUGCUGAAAUUACUGCAAGGAACCAGAAUCAGUGGACACCACUUGAUUGUGCUGCUAGCAAUGGCUGGAGAAAAACAGCAGAGGUCUUACUGGAAGCAGACUGUCCAGUAGAUCCCAUUGAUAAAGCAAAGACGACACCGCUGCAUUUAGCGUGUAAGAACGGCCACUUGGAAGUGGUUAAGCUUUUGUUGGAAUGGAAAGCCAGUCUGUCAUUGAAAGAUAUUGACAACAAGAACUGUUUGGACUUGGCCAUUGAGAAUUCUAAAAAAGAUGUUGCUAUGGCAAUUGUCACAGAUGAUAAUUGGCGUGAUGCCCUGCGAACAGAGCACAAGCAUUCAUAUUUUAAAUGGCGGACAACACCAAUCCGUAAACUGAUUCAAAGAAUGCCCGACGUGGCAGAAGUUGUGUUCAGUAAUUGCUCGAUCACAAACGACUUGCCACCAGAACAUCCCGAUUUUCAAAUUGAUUUCGAUUAUGAGUUCCUGGAUGACAUGUUCUUCCACUGGGAUGUGGAUAUAUCUGGACAUAAUACUGCUUCCUCUGACGGGACAUCCCAGGAUGAUGAUGGACCAUACAAGGAGAAUGGAAGGCUUCGCUACAGUGCUGUACCAUACACAUACAAUGCAGAGGUGCUUAGGAAAAACCACCCUUUGAAUUUGAUGGUUGUAUCAAAGCGAACAAAACUUCUGGGACAUCCACUUGUGUUGACGCUGCUGACCCACAAGUGGGAUUGUUAUGGACGUUACUUCUACUACCUCUCACUCUUGAUAUAUAUUGUGUUUCUCUUCUUCUUGACUGGUUACAUUAUCACCACCCCACCACCUUUCUACCACUUGAAACCUACCGACCAAAACUGUACUGACAAAACAUAUGAUUGGUUGGGAAAUGGUGAAAAAAGAUGGGUAGAGGAUAGCGAUGACUGGCAGACGUUCCUCUUUGGCGAACUUGGUGAUUGGAUUAUUGUGGGCCUAGCAGCAUUUCAUUUAUUGAAAGAGAUAAUACAACUUUGGCAUCAGAAAUUCCGCUAUCUGACAAUUAACAACUUAAUUGAGUGGAUAGUGUAUAUCCUUGCAGUUCUUUUGGUCGUACCGCUCAACGACUGUUUGUAUGAGAAUAACAUCAAUGUUAAAUAUGACUGGCAGUGGCAGUGUGGAGCAGUGGCCAUCUUGCUAGCUUGGAUCAACCUUAUUCUGUUCAUCCAAAAACUUCCAAGGCUUGGAAUUUACGUUGUCAUGUUUACAGAUGUACUGAAGACCUUCCUUCAAUUUUCUUUUGUAUUCCUUCUGUUCAUUAUUGCCUUCAGUCUCGGCUUUUACACUCUACUGAUGAACCAGGAACCCUUCAACACAGUGUGGUAUGCAUUUGUGAAAACAUUUGUCAUGAUGAUCGGCGAAUUUGAGUUCGAUACUACAUUUCACAGCCAAAAUUAUCUGGACACCACCGCGGGGCAGACACCUGAAGAAGACUUUCUGACAUCGUUGUACUACAAGCAAGCGACUUACGUUGUUUUCACGAUAUUUGCCGUCAUCAUGUCAAUCAUUCUCAUGAAUUUGCUUGUUGGUCUUGCUGUUGAUGAUAUAAAAGAAGUCCAAAACCAAGCCAAGUUGCAACGAUUGGCAAAACAGGUUGAUCUGGCUUUAGAAAUAGAGGAAGCUUUGCCUCUUUUCUUCUGGCGUAAGUACUGUGUGAAGAAGCGCAGAAUACGUCCAAAUAAACAUUAUGGAAGAACAUUGCUAAGCCGUUUUUUCUAUGGUCUCCUUUCCUCGGAAGCGUCCAUGCUGGAAGAAGCUAUCAGCUCAACUCUAGCGUCAGAAAAGACUGUCUUAGAAGAGGUCCGUGACUCACAAGAGGGAUUCAGUGAGGUAAUAAACAACAUCAAGUACCGUAUGAAGCUGUUGAAAUCCCAAAAUGAUCGUAUUGAGGGCAUGCUUUCAGCUCUACUAAAAAAUGAUGGCGUAGUGUGGGAUGAUGGAAAUGAUAAUGCUGAAGAAGUCGGAGAGUAAUUUUUUUUCUACCGAAUCAUUUUUUUUAUUAUCCAAAUAUAUUUUAGAGUAAGAAUGCAGAAUCAAAUUAACAAGAUUUUAUAAACGAACAAGGUAGCAUAGAUAAGUGUUCUUUUUGAAGUACUGUACAUAGCAUAUGUUUUGCAGUUAUGUAAAAAACAUAUAUCCAGUUCAACUUUAGUAGAAUUCAAAAAGAGGUCUUCUAUAGUUUCUUUAGUAUAGCAAACAGGUAAAUCACUGAACUGAAAUUUUAAAUAAUUGAUCCUAGUGGUAAUAAACUAAUGAAAAACAUAAUAAUAAUGAUGUUGGCUUGCAUGGCCUAUUAUACAGUGGAUGCAAGUUUAUAUUUAUGUUUUACAAGAACCACAAUGUUGUUUUUUCAAAUUUUUUUAAAUAUUGAAUGGUAUUGUUCUGAAAUGACCUGACCUCAGAAAUCAAUUUUGUAAUCUUUUGAAGGAUAUGAUCAAUAUAUUUACCAUAGUAUAUAUAAUUGUAACAUUUUUUCGUUCAGAAAUGAUUUGAAUAUGGAUGAAAUUAUAUUUUAUAUUAGAUUUUUUAUGAUCCAAACAUAUUUAUUGUUAUGAUAAAAGCAGCUAGUCUUCACAAUGCUUUUUAUCAGUUUUUACUGUGUAAUAUAAUUCAUUUGAUAAGGUACACAUGUCGCACAGAUGAAUACAUUACAGUAUUUGUUAUGCUAUCAUAUUAUUGUCUUGCUAUCAAACUGUUGUAUGCCCGUAUAUAGUCAUGAUGUGCCUAUAUAUGGUCAUGAUGUGAUGUCAUCAUUACCAUAUUUAGGCAUGUCACAUGUUUUUGUCAUAAAAUUUGAUAUUCAACAGGGCUUAAAGUUCUGUUCACACACAUUUUAUGUGACAAAUACCUGGUAUUUGUACCAAUAGGGGUCAGAGCAAAACAGGAGAUUAGGGUAUAAUGUGCUCACGGUCACACAAUGUAUUCACUACAAAAUGUUACAGUGUAGCAUGUAUAGCGAUUUUUUUUUAGAAACCAGGCUUUAGCUGUCCCUUUCUCAUCAAGCAUUCUUUUUUAAAAAUUACAGUUUAUAUUCCCACCCUUCUGUACAUAGAUUAGGCCUAUCAUGCAAUAGUAUGUGAUUUAGGUUUAGAAAAAUGUUUUUAUAAAAAAUAGUUAUCCUCGAUAUUUAGGUAUUUCUCUAUACAAAGUGGAAUAUAAAAUAAUAUUUAAAUCAUGGACAUAUUAUCCUUAAGAAUCUUCCAUUUAUAAUCUGUUUUGGAAGCUUUGAAAAGUAAAAACAAUUGGUUAAAUAUGGACAUUAUAUUGAUUUUUAAAUGUAUUCAAUCAACUGCCAAUUGCAGUAUACAGUAGUACCUGUAUAUUGGAUUCCAAAUUUAACAUGGAUAUCAUUUGUGUACUGUAUACUGUA